AUGAUCGUUGCGAGGCUUGCGGCGAGGGGAUAUGACGGCAGACACCCGUACCUCGGCCUGGCGUCAGUUCUCCGCUGCAAGGCUGCCUUCCUGUGGGAGUGGGCCCUGCUCCUGCAGCAGCAGCUCGAGGACGACUCUGCGUCUGCCCAGUCGGACGACGCCCUGGACUUUCGGAGGACGGCUCGCAACGCCGCCAUCGCGUGCGUGGGUCGCGCUUGGCGUCCGUCGCAAGCCCUGGCGCUGUUCCGCAGAGCGAAGCAUCGGGACAAGGAUGUCUACACGUUUUCGUCGGCGGCAGCUGCAGCCUCGACUGCGCGGCAGUGGCAGGACGCCGCGGCAUUGCUGCUGGAGGCCGGCGCCUCGGCUCUUCGUCUUGAUGCCGUGGCCGUCGCCGCAGCGGCGGGUGGCGGGGACCACGGCUCGAGGUGGCAGGCCACCUUGGCCCUCCUGUGGGGCGCGUGCAGGGGGUCACUGGUGCCCGACCUCGUCUUCCUCCGCACUUCCCUCUCCGCAAUCGGAAAGAGUUGGCUGUGGCAGCGGGCGCUGGGCCGACUGAGAUCGGAGCACGCGCUUGCGCAGGACGACCUGGCUUUGGAAGCCGUGCUGCGUUCCGUGCAAGCCGUGAGCGAGUGGGAGUGGUCGCUGGCUCUUCUGCCCGGGCCGCGGCUGCGGCUGGGGGCGGCCACGGUUCACGAGGUUGCGAAGGGCUGCCGCAGAGUCAACAUGCACGUGGGAGCUCUCGAGGACGCCUUCGAGGAGGGUCAUCGGCAGCAGCCUGCGCGACAGCCGAGAGCUCCGAAGGAGUGGGCCAGGAGCUCAUGCUAUGGGAGGCUUUGA
Symbiodinium natans is the source of this 837-nucleotide messenger RNA. The record is from the annotation of a GenBank genome assembly. NCBI's taxonomy places the organism in Eukaryota, Dinophyceae, Suessiales, Symbiodiniaceae.